CCGGCCCCCCGCCCGCCCGCCCGCCCGCGGGGUCUUCGUCCCCGGCCGUUGCCUUCGUCCCCCGUUGGGGCGGCCUCGUCCCCACCCGUGGGCUUCGUCCUUACCCCGCGUCUUCAUCCCCGCCCGUUGUCUCCAUCGCCCUUUGUUGCGUCUUCAUCCCGAACCGCUGUCUUCGUCCCUGUCCGUCGUCUUCAUCCUCAACCAUUGUCUUCAUCCUUGUCUGUUGUCUUCAUCCCCAGUUGGUGCGUCUUCGUCCCCAACCAUAGUCUUCAUCCCUACCGGUCUUCUUCAACCCCAACCGUAGCCUUCAACCCAACCCUCGUCUUCAUCCCCAUUUGUUGCGUCUUCAUCGCUCCCCGUUGUCUUCAUCCCGAUCCGUAGUCUUCAUCCCCACUGGUUGUCUUCAUCCCCAACCGUUGUCUUCAUCCCUACCCAUUGUCUUCAUCCCCACCGGUCUUCUUCAUCCCCAACCGUUGUCUUCAUCCCCAUUUGUUGCGUCUUCAUCCCCAACCACUGUCUUCGUCCCCACCCGUUGUCUUCAUCCCCAUCCGUAGCCUUCAUCCCCACUGGUCUUCCUCACCCCCACCCGCUGCCUUCGUCCUCACCCACCGUCUCCACCCCCGUUCCUCGCGUCCCGCUCCCGCUCCCGCUCCCCGCCAUGCGCCAGCCGCAGCCGGCGCGGGACGAGCUCCCGGAGGACUUCUACAUCCCGAUGGCGCUGGACGCGCCCAACCUGACGGCGCUCAGCCCCUUCCUGGUGCCGCAGACCCACCUGGGCAGCCCGGGGGUCUUCCGGGGGAUGUCGGUGUUCAUGUUCGUGCUGAUCGCGCUGGGGGUGCCCAUCAACAGCCUCACCAUCUUCUGCACCGCCAAGUACAAGAAGCUGCGCUCGCACCUCAACUACAUCCUGGUCAACCUGGCGGUCUCCAACCUCCUCGUCAUCUGCGUCGGCUCCACCACCGCCUUCUACAGCUUCUCCCAGAUGUACUUCGCCCUGGGGCCCACCGCCUGCAAGAUCGAGGGCUUCGCCGCCACCCUGGGAGGCAUGGUGAGCCUGUGGUCGCUGGCGGUGGUGGCCUUCGAGCGCUUCCUGGUGAUCUGCAAGCCCCUGGGCAACUUCACCUUCCGGGGCAGCCACGCGGUGCUGGGCUGCGCGGCCACCUGGGUGCUGGGGCUGGUGGCCUCGGCGCCGCCGCUCUUCGGCUGGAGCAGGUACAUCCCCGAGGGGCUGCAGUGCUCGUGCGGCCCCGACUGGUACACGACGGGCAACAAGUGGAACAACGAGUCCUACGUCCUCUUCCUCUUCUGCUUCUGCUUCGGCGUGCCCCUCGCCAUCAUCGUCUUCUCCUACGGGCGCCUGCUCAUCACGCUGCGCGCCGUGGCGCGGCAGCAGGAGCAGUCGGCCAGCACGCAGAAGGCGGAGCGCGAGGUGACCAAGAUGGUGGUGGUGAUGGUGCUGGGCUUCCUGCUCUGCUGGGCGCCCUACACGGCCUUCGCGCUCUGGGUGGUGACGCACCGCGGGCGCAGCUUCGAGGUGGGGCUGGCCUCCGUGCCCUCCGUCUUCUCCAAGUCCUCCACCGUCUACAACCCCGUCAUCUACGUCCUCAUGAACAAGCAGGUGGGCGGGGCCUCGGGGGCGGGGCUUAAAGGGGCGGGGCUUAAAGGGGCGGGGCCGAAUGGGGUGUGGUCAAAUGGGACAGGUCUAAAUGGGGUGGGGCUAAGGGGGUGGGGCCCAGCAGCACCCAAUGAGGUCCCACGACACCCAGUUACUCCCAGGGGUACCCAGUAAGGUCCCAGUAAGCCCAGUAAGGUCCCAGCGGCACCCAGUAAGGUCCCAGUGAGGUCCCAGAGCACCCAGUCACUCCCAGUGGUACCCAGUAAGGUCCCAGUGACACCCAGUGAGGUCCCAUGACACCCAGUUACUCCCAGUGGCACCCAGCAAGGUCCCAGCAGCACCCAGUGACCCCAGUAAGCUCCCACUGACACCCAGUAAGAGCCCAGUAAGAUCCCAGCAGCACGCAGUGAGGUCCCAGUAGCACUCAGUCACUCCCAGUAAGACCCCAGCAACCCCCCACUGACAUCCCCAUGACAUGCCCCAGUCCCCCCAGCCCCUCCCAGCCCCCCCCCAGCCCCUCCCAGUCCUCCCAGUCCCCCCCAACGACACCAGGAGGGGCCACCCCACCGGGCCAGGGUCAUCCCGUGGGUCUCGGAGCCGCUGUGGGUCGCGGUGUCGCUAUGGGUCGUGGUACCUCUAUGGGUCGCGGCGCCUCCAUGGGUCGCGGUACCUCUAUGGGUCGUGGUGCCGUGGGUCGCGGCGCCUCCAUGGGUUGCGGCGCCUCCAUGGGUCGCGGUAUCUCUAUGGGUCGCGGUGCCGUGGGUCACGGCGCCUCCAUGGGUUGCGGCGCCUCCAUGGGUCGCGGUACCUCUAUGGGUCGCGGUGCCGUGGGUCACGGCGCCUCCAUGGGUUGCGGCGCCUCCAUGGGUCGCGGUACCUCUAUGGGUCGCGGUGCUGUGGGUUGCGGUGCCGUGGGUCGCGGUGCCGUGGGUCGCGGCGCCUCCAUGGGUCGCGGUGCCCGCAGUUCCGCUCGUGCAUGCUGAAGCUGGUGUUCUGCGGGAGGAGCCCCUUCGGGGACGAGGACGACGUCUCGGGCUCCUCGCAGGCCACCCAGGUCUCCUCCGUCUCCUCCAGCCAGGUCUCGCCCGCGUAGGCUGCCCCACGG
Molecule: messenger RNA, 2720 nt
Organism: Cygnus olor (mute swan)
Lineage: Eukaryota; Metazoa; Chordata; Aves; Anseriformes; Anatidae
Product: blue-sensitive opsin
Exons: 4
Coding region: 659-1789 (376 amino acids)
Biological process (GO): visual perception; phototransduction; G protein-coupled receptor signaling pathway
Cellular component (GO): membrane; photoreceptor outer segment
Molecular function (GO): G protein-coupled receptor activity
Source: RefSeq, a predicted model, not a curated record